AUUUAUUUAUUUAUCCCAUGCACACAAUUGCCGCUCUAUUCUUACAAAUGGAACUCUUCUUCUUCUCAAUUUUCUUAUUCUUUUUCCUCCCGGCGCCGGUUGCUGCGGCGGAGGCGGGUAAUGACACGGCGGCGCUCUCUCUGUUUCGCUCCCAGACCGAUCCGCACGCCACGCUUCUCUCAAAUUGGACAACCACCGCGGCGCUCUCCGACGCAUGCGCCGCCAAUUGGGUCGGUGUUAACUGCACCAACGGCCGUGUAACCGCCGUCACGCUGCCGUUCCUCAACCUCCGCGGCCCCGUCGACGCGCUAGCCUCGCUCGACCAGCUCCGCCUCCUCGACCUCCGCGGCAACCGCCUGAACGGCACACUCGUGCCCAUUGCACAAUGUCUGAACUUGAAGCUCGUUUACCUAUCGGAAAACGACUUUUCCGGCGACAUACCGACCGAAUUGGCCGCCCUCCACCGCCUGCUCCGCCUCGAUCUGUCGAACAACAACCUCCGUGGCGAAAUUCCGACUCAGCUCUCCAAUCUUACUCGGUUAAUGACACUCCACCUCCAGAAUAACGAGCUCACCGGGACAAUCCCCAAAUUUCUUGAUUCGUUUCAGCAGCUAAAGGAAUUGAAUUUUUCUAACAACGAGCUGUAUGGGAAGGUGUCGAAGAGCUUAAUAUCCCGAUUUGGGGAGUCCAGUUUUUCCGGCAACGAAGGCCUCUGCGGGAACGGCCCUUUCCCCAAAUGUUCCUACACCGGAAAGCCGCCAUCGUCGGCGUCGGAAACCGUGCCGUCAAACCCCAGCUCCUUGCCGGCGACAACUCCGGCUACAAUCGAAGAUCCAUCAAACAAGCAUCACAAGAAACUGAGCAACGGAGCCAUUGUCGCUGUAGCAGUGGCGAAUUCAGUUCUAUUACUAGUGAUCGCCUCCUUCGCCGUCGCCUAUUGCUGCGGGAAGUACUCCAAGGACACAAGUUCCAUGGCGGACAGCGAGGGCGGGAAAAGGAGGAGCAGCAGCUACUCGAGCGAGAAGCGAGUGUACGCCAACAAUGGCGGUGCAGAAAGCGAUGGCACCAAUGCCACCGAUAAGAGCAAGCUCGUGUUUUUCGACAGGAAAAACCAGUUUGAGCUGGAGGAUCUUCUCCGAGCUUCAGCCGAGAUGCUUGGGAAAGGCAGCCUGGGGACAGUGUACAAGGCUGUUCUUGACGACGGAUGUACAGUGGCAGUGAAAAGGCUGAAAGAUUCAAAUCCUUGUGCCAGGACAGAGUUCGAGCAGUACAUGGACGUGAUCGGGAAGCUCCGGCAUCCAAAUGUGGUCAGAUUCAGAGCUUAUUACUAUGCAAGAGAAGAGAAAUUGCUCGUUUACGAUUAUAUGCCUAAUGGCAGCCUGCAUUCACUUCUUCAUGGGAACCGAGGAUCGGGUCGAAUUCCGUUGGAUUGGACAACGCGGAUUGGAUUGGUUCUAGGGGCUGCUCGGGGGCUGGAAAGAAUCCACCAUGAGUACGCAGCUUCAAGAAUCCCUCAUGGCAAUAUCAAGUCAUCGAAUGUUCUUCUAGACAAGAAUGGAAUGGCUUGCAUUUCUGAUUUCGGGUUGUCGUUGCUCUUGAACCCAGUCCACGCCGUGGCCCGAUUGGGAGGCUACAAGGCGCCGGAGCAGAUCGAAACGAAGAGGCUGUCGCAAAUGGCGGAUGUUUACAGCUUCGGCGUUCUUCUUCUUGAGGUGCUGACAGGCAGGGCUCCUUCGGAGCAUCGAUCGCCCGGUCGGCGUGCUUCGAAAGACGAGGACAACGAAGUGUCGAUGGACUUGCCGAAAUGGGUUCAGUCAGUGGUGCGGGACGAGUGGACUGCCGAAGUUUUCGAUAAAGAAUUGUUGAGGUACAAGAACAUCGAGGAGGAGUUGGUGUCGACGCUCCACGUAGCGAUGGCCUGCGUGGCUGCGCAGGCGGAGAAGAGGCCUACGAUGGCGGAAGUGGUGAAGAUGAUCGAGGAGAUACGGGUGGAGCAGUCGCCGCUUGGGGAGGAUUACGACGAGUCGCGUAAUUCGCUCUCGCCGUCGCUGGCCACCACGGAGGAGGCUUUCUGAUGGAUGAGUUUGUUCAUCCACUUGUUUUUUUGGAAUGCAGUUUGUGCGUCAAUUGUGUUGAGAAGAUGAUAUGUGUUAAUUGUUUGUUAUUCUUGCACUACUACUGACUAACUAGUAAGCAAGUGUAGUUUGAGGGAUUCAUCGAUUCCUAUUAUGUUCCUUUCGUUCCAUCAUCAGUUUUAUUUUGUCAUUGCAGUAGUUUUGUGGGAAUUGGCCUGUCUUCAAAUUCUAAAUUUGCAUGGACAAAUUGACAUAUGUAAAUAGUCUUUC
Molecule: messenger RNA, 2345 nt
Organism: Andrographis paniculata
Lineage: Eukaryota; Viridiplantae; Streptophyta; Magnoliopsida; Lamiales; Acanthaceae
Product: leucine-rich repeat receptor-like protein kinase PXC1
Exons: 2
Coding region: 18-2075 (685 amino acids)
Biological process (GO): protein phosphorylation
Molecular function (GO): protein kinase activity; ATP binding; protein binding
Source: RefSeq, a predicted model, not a curated record